Molecule: messenger RNA, 6902 nt
Organism: Harpia harpyja (harpy eagle)
Lineage: Eukaryota; Metazoa; Chordata; Aves; Accipitriformes; Accipitridae
Biological process (GO): homophilic cell-cell adhesion
Cellular component (GO): plasma membrane
Molecular function (GO): calcium ion binding
Source: RefSeq, a predicted model, not a curated record
GAGGAGCGCGGCGAGCGCUGCCCAGAAUGGCGGGCAGGCAGAGGCAGAGCCGCCGGCGAGCAGCCGGGCGAGUGCUGCUGCCCGCUUUGCUGCUGGGCUUGUGCUGCCGGGCGGCGCCGGAGCGGGUCCGCUACGCCAUCCCCGAGGAGCUGGGCAGAGGCUCGCUGGUGGGGCCGCUGGCGCGGGACCUGGGGCUGAGCCCGGCCGACCUGCCGGCACGCCAGCUGCGGCUCAGCGCCGAGAAGCAGUACUUCGGCGUGAGCGGGGAGACCGGGAACCUCUACGUGAGCGAGAGGCUGGACCGGGAGGAGAUGUGCGGCGAGGCGGCGUCCUGCUCCGUCAGCUUCGAGGCGCUGGUGCAGAACCCGCUCAACGUUUUCCACGUCGAGGUGGCCAUCCUGGACAUCAACGACAACGCCCCGCGCUUCCUGCAAGACAGUUUCCAGCUGGAGAUCAACGAGUUGACUUCUCCCGGCACCCGAUUUGCCUUGGGCACGGCCGAGGACGCGGACGUGGGCAGCAACUCGCUGCAGGGCUACGAGCUGGAGGCCAACGGGUACUUCGCGGUGGAGGUGAAGGAGAGCCAGGACGGCAGCAAGUUCGCGGAGCUGGUGCUGCGGCGCGCACUGGACCGGGAGAGGGAGCAGAGCCUGCGGCUGGUGCUGACGGCGCUGGACGGCGGCGAGCCGCCCCGGAGCGGCACCGCCCAGCUCUGCAUCAACGUCACCGACGCCAACGACAACCCACCCGUGUUCGCGCACGACAGCUACCGCGCCAGCCUGCGGGAGGACGCGCCGCCGGGCUCGGUGGUGCUGAACGUCUCCGCCUCCGACGCCGACGCCGGCACCAACGCUCGCUUCACCUACGGCUUCGGGAAAAUGCCGGCCAAGGUGCUUCAGAAGUUUGUGGUGGACGCGGAGAGCGGGACGAUCACGCUGCAGGAGGCGCUGGACUUCGAGGACACGCGAGGCUACACACUGCUGGUGGAGGCGAGGGACGGGGGCGGUCUGGUGGCACACUGCGAAGUGGAGGUGGAGGUGCUGGACGUGAACGACAACGCGCCCGAGGUGACACUGGCGUCGGUGUCGAGCCCGGUGCCCGAGGACGCGCCGGCCGGCACGGUGGUGGCCCUGGUGAAAGUGCGGGACCGGGACUCCGGGGAGAACGGGCAGGUGUCGUGCGAGCUGUCGGGCGAGGCGCCGCUGUCGAUCGUGGCGUCGUCGGGCGGCUCGUACAAGGUGGUGACGGCGAGCGCGCUGGACCGGGAGCAGGCGCCCGAGCACCGGGUGGCGGUGGUGGCCAGGGACCGGGGCAGCCCGGCGCUCUCCAGCCGCGCGGCGCUGGUGCUGGAGGUGUCGGACGUGAACGACAACGCGCCGGUGUUCGAGGAGGCCGCCUACAGCGCCUACGUGGCGGAGAACAACGCGGCGGGCGCGCCGGUGCUGCGCGUGCGCGCGCGGGACGCGGACGCGGGCGCCAACGGGCGCGUCAGCUACUGGCUGGCGGGCGGCAGCGCGGGCGCGGCGCCGUACGUGUCGGUGGAGGCGCGGAGCGGCGCGGUGUACGCGCAGCGCUCCUUCGACUACGAGCAGUGCCGCGAGUUCGCGGUGGCGGUGCGGGCGCAGGACGGCGGGGCGCCGGCGCGGAGCUCGACGGCGACGGUGCGCGUCUUCGUGCUGGACCGCAACGACAACGCGCCGCGGGUGCUGUGGCCGGCGGCGGGCGCGGGCGCGGCGGGGGCGGGCGCGGGGGCGUCCCCGGCCGCGGCCCCGUUCGAGGUGGUGCCGCGGUCGGCCGAGGCCGGGUACCUGGUGGCCAAGGUGGUGGCGGUGGACGCGGACGCGGGGCGCAACGCGUGGCUGUCGUACGAGCUGGUGCAGGCGCCGGAGCCGGCGCUGUUCCGCGUGGGGCUGCACAGCGGCGAGGUGCGGACGGCGCGGGCCGUGUCGGAGAGGGACGCGGCGAAGCAGCGGCUGGUGGCCGUGGUGAAGGACCACGGGCAGCCGGCGCUGUCGGCCACGGCCACGCUGCACGUGGUGCUGGCCGAGAGCUUGCAGGAGGCGCUGCCGGAGCUGAGCGAGCGGGCGGCGGGCGCCGACUCGCCGGCGGAGCUGCAGUUCUACCUGGUGCUGGCGCUGGCGCUCCUCUCCGCCCUCUUCCUGCUGAGCGUGGCGCUGGCCGUGCUGGCGCGGGUGCGCCGGGCCGGGCCGCCCGCCGUCCUGCGCUGCCUGGGCGCGCAGCGCUUCUCCGUGGCCGGCGCCGCCUUCCCGGCCGACUUCUGCGAGGGCACCUUGCCCUACUCCUACAACCUGUGCGUGGCGCCGGGCCGCGCCGUCGCCGAGGGCGCUUGGCUGCCGCCGCCGCUGCCCAGCCUGGCCGCGGAGGAGCUUCUCGGCGCGGAGCCCUGCGGGAAGCGGAGCCCGACCAGCAGCGCCGGCGCGGGAGAGCCGCCCGCGGACGCCGAGGCCCCGCAGGUCUGUAAGCCCGCGCAGUCCUUGCCUCUGAGCCCUUGGUCGAAGGAGAGAUGGGCUGGCGAAAAGCCGGCGCAGGAGAUGACCGCUGGACGGGCCCCGCUGUCCCCGUGGCGACGGUGCCGUCCCCGCCCGCUGCCCGCGGGAAAGGCAGGGCGGGCAGCGCUCGGCCGCGCUCGGUGCCUGCAGUGCCGGGAGGAGGCUGCGGGCGCCGCUGUUGACCGAGGAGGAGCGAGAGGAAGGCCGGAGCGCUGCCGGCAGCCCCGCCCGCUGCGGCCCGGCUCGCUCGCUCGCUGGCUGGCUGGCUCGGCGGCCGGGCGGUCUGCGAGCGUCCCCGCGGUGCGGAGCCGUGCUGCAGCGAGGCGGAGGGGCCGGCGGCAGCGGCCGGGAGCGGCAGCCGGGGCCGGAGCCUUAGAGGGAAGCGGAGCCGGAGCCGGAGCGUCUGCGAGGAGCGUGCGGCGGCGGUGCGGGGCCGCGGCGGCGAUGUGCGCGGCGGGGAGGCGCUGGGGCCGGCGGGAGCGAGCCGUGCUGUGGUGCGUCCUGGUGGCGGCGUGGGAGGCGGCGUGGGGGCAGCUGCGCUACUCGGUUCCCGAGGAGAUGCCGAAGGGCUCGUUCGUGGGCGACGUGGCCAAAGACCUGGGGCUGGAGCUGCCGGCGCUCCGCGAACGCGGCGUCCGCAUUGUCUCCGAGGGGAGGACGCAGUAUUUCGCUCUGCACGGCAAGACGGGACAUUUGGUGACGGCGGAGAGGAUAGACAGAGAGCAGCUGUGCCGGCUGGUGGAGAAAUGCGUGCUGCGCUGUGAGGUGAUAGUGGAGGGGGAAAUGAAGUUUUACGAAAUCGAAGUGGAAAUCACGGACAUUAACGACAACGCGCCCAGCUUCAAGGAAAUCGCGCUGGAGGAGAGAAUGAGCGAGACGACAGCCCCGGGGUCGCGGUUUCCCCUGGCCGAGGCCCACGACCCGGACUCGGGACGGAAUUCGCUGCAGAGCUACGAGCUGAGCGGCGACGAGCACUUCUCGCUGGCCGUGCAGGCGGGCCCCGGCGGGGAUCAGCGUCCCGAGCUGGUGCUGGCGAAGGCGCUGGACCGGGAGGAGGCGGCGUUUCACGAGCUGGUGCUGAGGGCGAGCGACGGCGGAGAGCCGGCGCGGACGGGCACGGCGCGGAUCCGCGUGGCGGUGCUGGACGCGAACGACAACGCGCCCGUGUUCAGCCAGGCGGAGUACACGCUGCGUGUGCCGGAGGACGUGCCCGUGGGCUCCACCCUCGUCACCGUCACGGCCACCGACGCCGACGAGGGGCUCUACGGGCACGUGAAAUACUCAUUGAGGAAAACGAAGGACUUGGCAUCGGAGAUUUUCCAGCUGGACGCCGAGACGGGAGCCAUCACGCUGGUGCAGAACCUGGAUUUCGAGGAAGGCGACUCGCACGAACUGGAGGUGCAGGCAGAAGACGGCGGGGGCCUUUUCGACACGGCCAAAGUCGCGAUCACGGUGACAGACGUCAACGACAACGCGCCCGAGAUUUCGGUGCGAUCGGCGCUGAGCGCGAUCUCGGAGGACGCGCCGCCGGGGACGGUGGUGGCCCUGCUGCACGUGCAGGACCGGGACUCGGGGGCGAACGGCGAGGUGCGGUGCUCGCUGGACGGGGGCGUCCCGUUCCGGCUGCGGAGCUCGCAGGGCAGCUACUACCGCGUGGUGACGGCGAGGGAGCUGGACCGGGAGGAGGUGGCGGAGUACAACGUGACGGUGCGGGCGGCGGACGGCGGGUCGCCGGCGCUGUGGAGCAGCGCGGUGCUGGCGCUGCGGGUGCUGGACGUGAACGACAACGCGCCGGUGUUCGCGGAGGCGCGCUACAGCGCCCGGCUGCCCGAGAACAACGCGGCGGGCGCGCUGGUGCUGACGGUGCGGGCGGCGGACGCGGACUGGGGGCAGAACGCGCGCGUGCGGUACCGGCUGUCGGAGGGGCGGGUGCGGGGCGCGCCGCUGUCGUCCUACGUGUCGGUGCAGGCGGAGACGGGCGCGCUGUACGCGCUGCGCUCCUUCGACUACGAGGAGGUGCGCGAGGUGGGGCUGUGGGUGCGGGCGGAGGACGGCGGCGCGCCGGCGCUGAGCAGCAACGUGUCGGUGCGGCUCGUGAUCGUGGACGAGAACGACAACGCGCCGCAGGUGCUGUACCCGCCGGCGGCGCCGGCGGCGGGCGCGGGCUGGGCGGGCGUGGAGCUGGCGCCGCGCUCGGCGGAGCCCGGGGCGCUGGUGGCCAAGGUGGUGGCGGUGGACGCGGACGCGGGGCAGAACGCGUGGCUGUCGUACGAGCUGGCCAAGGCGACGGAGCCGGGGCUGUUCCGCGUGGGGCUGCACAGCGGCGAGGUGCGGACGGCGCGCUUCCCGCUGGCCCGCGACGCGGCGCGGCAGAGCCUGGUGGUGGUGGUGAAGGACCACGGGCGGCCGGCGCUGUCGGCCACGGCCACGCUGACGGUGGUGCUGGCGGAGAGCGUGGCCGAGCUGCUGUCGGAGCUGGGCAGCGCGGCGGCGGCGGCGCCGGGCGAGCCGGCCGGCAGCCUGACGCGGUGGCUGGUGGUGGCCGUGGCGGCCGUGUCCUGCCUCUUCCUCGCCUUCCUGCUGCUGCUGCUGGCGCUGCGCCUGCGGCGCUGGCGCCGCUCGCAGCUGCUGGCGGCGGGCAGCGGCGCCUUGCGCGGCGUCCCGGCCUCGCACUUCGUGGGCAUCGACGGCGUCCGCGCCUUCCUGCACUCCUACUCGCACGAGGUGUCGCUCACCGCCGACUCGCGCAAGAGCCAGCUCCGCUUGUCGGGCGGCAGCUGCUGCGACACCCUCCCGGCCCGGCCGCCGCCCGACGAGCCCGCGCCGCUGCUCGGGGAGGACCCUGCCGGCGCCCGCCGCGCGGACCCCGCCGCUCCCCCGGUGAGUUCCUCCCACCAGCCCUUCUCCGCGGCGCGACGCGACGCGACGCUUCCCUCCGCUGCUUCUCCGCCCUUUCCCCCCCGUUUCUGUCUCCUGCCUCGGGAGGUGGAGGUAGCGGGAAGGCAAAGCUUCGCUCAGCGACGCGCGGGGCGCUGGCGCCUCUUGCUGCCGGGGGGUGAACGUGGGAUCGCGGCUCAGCGUGACAGUUGCUGCGGGAGGCAGGAGAAGCGGGAGGCUGCUGUUGCCUGCUGGAGUUUCCUCUCAGGGGGGCUUGCUGCUUUUAUCACGUCGCUGAUGUGUUACAUGCUGUUCACUGACCCAGCCUCUCCCGGAGGACAGCUCCUCUUUGAAUUUUAGAGCCCCGAGGUUUCUUUCCAGAAGGCUAGUGAGCAGGCAAUGUAUCUUCCUUCUCAGUACGGAGAUGUAGCGAAAUCUCGGCGAGGUCCGUGGCGUGGUAGUGGUGCAUGUUGAGGACAAAUGGUCUGGGUUCUGGCCCUUUGAUGACAAGUGCUUGCAAACUAUGAGGGUCAACGAACACCAGGCAAGUUGUGACGGCUUGGAGACGAGAGUCUUGGGAGGUGUUUGUGAGGGGCUGUGGAACCAGACACAAGAGAUCUGGUUUGCUCCUUUCCCUGUUCGGUGCCCAUCUGUACUAUCAUGCAAUGUGAGUUUUGGCUUCCCAAGUAAGCUUGGCCCAAGUCAGACACGUUGUUCCAGCUGCAUAGGGAGCCCUGGGAGGUUCCUCCUGUGUGCUUGCACAUUGUGGAGAUGUUUCUAACUAACAGCUUAAUUCUAUACUUAUGGCAAGUGCCCUAAAGGGAGCUUUGGGAGGAGCCAGCCCUGGUUUUGUAACCUACUAAACACCUGAGUUAUGCCAUAAUCUAGAAGAGUAUGUUGUCAUCCCUUCCCUUCUGUGUGUGUUAACAUCCCGACUUGCUCGUUGUAAUGAUGUGGAGGUGGGCUUUUGUCUGUGAUAAUGUGUGGAAGACCACAUGAGUUACAUUUGGCUGACUGUCACCUAUGUGCCUUUCAUGUUUACAGCUGUAAAGAGAAAGACUUUCAUAGAAGUGUUUCCUUAAAAUACUACUGGAAGAAAUGCUCUUGCUUGUCACAUGCACAUGCUGAGAAGUCAAAUAUUCUCCCUGGUAAGGAGAAGUUGUCUGUGCAGCUUUUCUUUGGGUGGAGUCUAUCUGCAAAUGAUGAAGGUCAAGGACAACCAUGCAAGCUGUGAAGGGUUUGAGGAGAGUCUCGAGAGGGUGCUGUGUUUGAGGAGGUACUGGUGGAGACAUGGCAUGUGUUUUGUUGAUUCCCAGGGUUUGUUGUUGUUGUUCUGAAAAUGAGUCUGAAGGUGUCUCAUUUUUUGGAUAUUGCCUUGCUCGGAGUCCAGCUGUCCAAGUUGUGAGUUCAUCAGUGUGCUUUCCUGUUGCAUGAUGUUUCCUGGGAAUGGUGGUUAUGAAGCAUAGAUGUAAACUUUGCAAUAGUGUGGUAGUGUAAUGUAUCUUCCAAGUUGCC